AUGGAAGGGGGUUGGCCUGCUGGGGGGGGAUUCCUCCUCUAUCUCACUGUCAGCCUUCUGCUUCCAGGAAAAGGCGACACUUUCACCAUCAAUUGCUCAGGCUUUGACCAGCAUGGGGUGGAUCCUGCUGCCUUCCAAUCAGUGUUUGACAGAAAGGCCUUCCGUCCAGUUGUCAACAACAGCAUCCCCACUCGUGUCAACAUCUCCUUCACUCUGUCUGCCAUCCUGGAAGUGAAUGCACAGCUCCAGCUUCUGACAUCAUUCCUGUGGAUGAAUUUGAUGUGGGACAAUGCCUUCAUCAGCUGGAACCCAGAGGAGUGUGUCAGCAUCGAUCAACUCACUGUAUCAGCUGAAAACCUGUGGCUCCCAGACGUCUUCAUUGUGGAAUCCAUGGAUGUGGAUGGAGCACCUCCAGGUCUCACUGCAAUUGUCAGCAGUGAAGGUCGAAUGAAGUAUGACCGGCCAGUGCGGGUGACCAGCAUCUGUAAUCUAGACAUUUUCUACUUCCCUUUUGACCAACAGAACUGCACCUUCACCUUCAGCUCCUUCCUCCACACAGUGGACAGCAUUCUCCUGGGAAUGGACAAGGAAGUGUGGGAGAUAACAGACACAUCCCGCAACCUCAUCCAGACCCAGGGAGAGUGGGAGCUCCUGGGCAUCAACAAGGCCACCCCAAAGAUGUGGGUGGGCAGCAACCUGUAUGACCAGAUCAUGUUCUAUGUGGCCAUCAGGCGCAGGCCCAGCCUCUACAUCAUAAACCUGCUGGUGCCCAGUGGCUUUCUGGUUGCCAUUGACGCCCUCAGCUUCUACCUGCCGGCAGAAAGCGAGAAUCGUGCCCCAUUCAAGAUAACACUUCUGCUGGGCUACAACGUCUUCCUGCUCAUGAUGAAUGACCUACUCCCUGCAACUGGCACCCCCCUCAUCAGUGUCUACUUUGCCCUGUGUCUGUCCCUGAUGGUGAUCAGCCUGCUAGAAACCAUCUUCAUCACCCACCUAUUGCACAUGGCUACCACCCAGCCCCCACCAAUGCCUUGGUGGCUCCACUCUCUGCUCCUCAACUGCACCAGCCCAUGGAAGUGCUGCUCUGCUGCACCUGGGAAGGGAAAUAAGGGCCUGGGCCUCACCCACCUGCAUGGUGUGAAGGAGCCCGUGGAGUUAGUGGGGAAGAUGCCAGGUCCCAGAGAGGCAGAGUUAAAUGGGUGUCCUGGGUCACCAAGGACCCAUCAGGAAGAUGAGACCCAGAAGCAGCACUUGGUCAACCUGUGGGUGCAGUUCAGCCACAUGAUGGACACCCUGCUCUUCCGCCUCUACCUGCUCUUCAUGGCCACCUUCAUCAUCACAGUCAUUGUCCUCUGGAACACCUAG
Messenger RNA from Suricata suricatta (meerkat), 1365 nucleotides. Its product is annotated as 5-hydroxytryptamine receptor 3C-like. Gene Ontology annotation, molecular function: transmembrane signaling receptor activity; neurotransmitter receptor activity; extracellular ligand-gated monoatomic ion channel activity. Gene Ontology annotation, cellular component: membrane; neuron projection; synapse. Lineage: Eukaryota; Metazoa; Chordata; Mammalia; Carnivora; Herpestidae. Bases 1 to 1365 code for a protein of 454 amino acids. Gene Ontology annotation, biological process: chemical synaptic transmission; regulation of membrane potential; nervous system process. The record is from RefSeq and is a predicted model, not a curated record. The transcript is spliced from 9 exons.